Molecule: messenger RNA, 1819 nt
Organism: Hypomesus transpacificus
Lineage: Eukaryota; Metazoa; Chordata; Actinopteri; Osmeriformes; Osmeridae
Gene: vrk3
Product: VRK serine/threonine kinase 3
Exons: 15
Coding region: 98-1588 (496 amino acids)
Biological process (GO): signal transduction; peptidyl-serine phosphorylation
Cellular component (GO): cytoplasm; nucleus
Molecular function (GO): ATP binding; protein serine/threonine kinase activity
Source: RefSeq, a predicted model, not a curated record
CUCCCCUUAGAAAAUGUUUUUGUCACGUGACUAAAUCUCAUUUCGUUCUGGGGUCUAGAACGGUUCAGAAACUUUCCUUUAUUCCUACAUCUUCAGAAUGCUCCUUCAUUUCUGUCCUCAGUGUGGCUCUAAGCUGCAGCCUGGCUUCAGAUUCUGCCCGUCGUGUGGGGAGAAGCUCCCAACUCUCGUGGACCACCCCGUGGAAGCUGCCACCUCUGGGGUUUCUCAAAUCACCGUCAGCGGUGUCACGGCUACAGCCAGCAUUAACACACCUGCUACCUCAGAGCAGUACUGUACAUUUGGAGAAGGUGUGGUUUGCUCUGUUCCUAGCCCAGUGUCCACACGCCAAGCUCUACGUCGUACCCGUAAGUCCACUCCCCCAGGCCAAGUAGAAGAUGUAGCCAGUGUUGUGGACACGCCCCCUCGCAUAACAUCUCCCAGGCAAACAGAUCAGAGCCCCAAGCCUGUGUUGACCCUUAGGAAGAGGCGAGCUGUCACCCCACCACUGAACCCCACCAGAGAGGAUCCUCCAACUGUCUCCUCCCCCACGCUCAAGUCCCCUGCUGCUGUCAAGGGGAAAACGAAGAAGGCCAAGCGGACGUGUGUUGUGGAGCCUCUGCAGGAAGGGGAGGAACUGAUUGACACAACAGGCAGGAAGUGGCGGCUGGCAAAGCUGUUGGGACAGAAUGAGCCAGAGCUGAUAUACGCAGUCCAGCAGACCGGGCCAGGGAUCCACUGUGGUGACUGCAGACAUGUCCUCAAACUGGGGCCUAAAGAUGGGAGGAUCUUUAAUGAGCAGAACUUCCUUCAGAGAGCUGCAAAACCCACAUCUGUGGACAAAUGGAUGAAGCGCACUAAGAUGGACUUCCUUGGGAUUCCGUCCUGUGUGGGUUUUGGGCUACAUGCAGAAAUCUACAGGUUUCUGAUUGUCCCCAGCAUGGGCCAGACGCUCCAGGUUGUCCUGAAGGAACAGGGGGGGCUCCUGUCUGAGACAGCAGUGCUGCAGCUGGCCUGUAGAAUACUGGACGUGUUGGAGUUCAUCCAUGAGAACGAGUAUGUCCACGGAGACGUUGAGGCAGAAAACAUCUUCAUCCAGCCAGCAGGACACACACAGGUGUAUCUCGCAGGGUACGGCCAUGCUUUCAGGUACUGUCCAGGUGGUCGACAUGUGGAGUACCGGGAAGGCAGUAGAACACCACAUGAGGGCGCCCUGGAGUUUAUAAGCCUGGACUCCCACAAAGGAGCAGGCCCGUCCCGCCGCAGUGACCUCCAGGCUCUGGGCUACUGCAUGCUCCACUGGCUCACCGGGGCGCUGCCCUGGAGCUCCCUCCUAAACACACCCUCCCGUGUGGCCACAGAGAAGCAGAGGUGGACAGAGGACAUCCCAGGCCUGAUCAGACACUGCUACGGAAAGAAGACUGCCUCCAGAGCUGUGGAGGCCUACCUGUCAGAGGUAAUGGGUCUUCAGUAUGAAGCCCAGCCAGACUACCAGGCUCUAAAGGGGGGGCUCACAGCAGCCCUGCAGCUGCAGGGAGGAGGGAUGCAGCAGCCUCUCCACUUACAGAAGAACUUCACCAUAACAACCUGAAGCGUCUUUUGAAGACACAUUAUGGAUUUUUCAUCAUCUGUUUUUAACCAUUAAUGUGCUUUUUGAAAAUGUGUGUGAAAAGUAAUGUUUUAAUGCAAUAGAGGGUGCUGCGAGGCCUGAAUGUUCCAAAAACACUGUUCUGGAUUAAUCAGCUUGGAUGCUUGAAAUAAUGGACAUUUUAUUCCAUGCCAUUAAAAAGGUUUUCAUGAAAAGAUGGUUUGUUUCUGUGGU